Molecule: messenger RNA, 1688 nt
Organism: Podospora pseudopauciseta
Lineage: Eukaryota; Fungi; Ascomycota; Sordariomycetes; Sordariales; Podosporaceae
Exons: 2
Coding region: 882-1688 (268 amino acids)
Molecular function (GO): O-methyltransferase activity
Source: RefSeq, a predicted model, not a curated record
UGCGUGCCAGUCGGUCCCUUUCCUCUUUCAUCGCAAAUGACGAAAAAUAACAGGGCUUGACUGAGGUGUCUCGGCUGGAUCCAGAAUCCGUCAGUCGAUGACGGUGAAGAAGCAACUGUCUACCAAACACAUGUCUCGCCAACCUCCCUUUCUGGAAUCACAGCCACCACCAUUGGCUACCUGCGGCCCAAUGGCCCCCCAUCCAGCACAGACCACAGCUCCAUGUUCGGCAAACGGGGACCCAACAAAUCGGAUCGACCUCAGCGAUCCCUGUGCAGAUCUGACCAUCAAAGAAUGACCGAAGUCGCCGACCUCAUCUGUGCGAUACCUAUGUUGGCAACCCCACCGUCUACUCCAAGCUGCCAAACUUGAUGGCUCACGUCCAGUCACCGCCCGCAAAUCAGCCUAUCACGCCCAAACACCUCGUGUCGAUCCUCCAUCUGCCGCUGUCAAUAUGGCACUUCUCGGGUUGACUCAGCUCAUGCAGGUUGAUGCCGUCCUCCAUUCUCGUCACUGUAUCUUACCUCAACGAAACACGACUUGUGCGGCUACAGGAGACCUGCAUAUCCAAGUCACGAAGUAGAUCCCCAAGAUCGUUGCGUUUGAUGCCUGAACUGGCUGGUGACUGCCUCGCACCACGGAAAACACAGAAAAAGCUCAACAGUGGCUCUUUUAGCGCUUUGCCACCGCUGUGACUCAGCUGGCGUAUAUUAUAGUCGUUUUCCAAAGAGGUACAACACCAACCACACCACUGCGACCCAAAUCCUCCCUACAAAAGACCAUUCUAGAUUGAUAGCUAGGUCGCCGGUUUACCCUCCCUACGCAGCUUCUCACAUCAGCAGAAACGCACUUUGCAAGCUUGAAUCAGUCCGGUGACCAUCAUGGGUGCCACUCCAUUUUCCGUGGAACACACCACGUACAACCCUGACGCCGUCUACCUCUCAUGGGAAGUGGACGGGAAAUUCUUCGGCGAUGGGCGUGAAGUUGCCCUCCUCGAGUACAUCUACGCUCGGCCGGAUCUUGAGAAGCUGAGAGGCAACCCCCAGAAGGUUCUGCAAGCCAUCGACGAUUACGGUCGGUCCGUCAGAGGUCUGAUCAACAUCGGGUCCAUGAAAGGAUCCAUCGUUUGCGACAUUAUCGCUAGACACAGACCUGCCGUGGUACUCGAACUGGGCGGUUACAUUGGAUACUCGGCCAUUAUGUUUGGACAUGCCAUGAGACAGGCUGGUGGAAAGCAGUACUACAGUGUCGAGAAGAGUCCUCUCUUUGCUGCUGUAGCCACAAGCUUGAUUGACCUCGCCGGCCUCAGAGACAAUGUCAGGGUUGUGGUUGGGACGGGGGCGGAAGGAACUCGGCGCUUGUACGAUGAAGGGAAGAUUUCUCGUGUCGAUAUGGCCUUCUUCGACCACUUCAAACCAGCAUACACUGAUGACCUCAAGCUAUGUGAGCGGCUCGGUGUUGUAGGGCCGGGGACCCUGAUUGUGGCGGACAACAUGGUGCUACCGGGGAACCCGCGUUAUCUCGAGUGGGUGCAUGCGAGUGUGGAAAGGAAGCGCGAGAUGGACAAGGGGGCGGUCGAAAAGGGAAACCCAAACCUGCGGUAUCGCAAUCAAUCUAUCUCCAGUUGGGAACCAUCUGGGCAGGAGGACGCGAUGGAGAUCACGGAAUGCUAUGGUAUCGAGGAGUAG